AUGCAUUUAAUGGUUCAUGCUACACUCACCGGUGUUCCCUCUUGCUUACCCCUCCCCCGCGUCCCUCCCCCCUGCAUGUCUUUUCCUUGCACCACUCUCCCCGUCCCUAUCACCGUUUCCUCCGCCCGCCCAUCUCCCCAUGCCUCUCUUCCCUCCCCCCCUUCCCCUUCCGCUUUCUCCCUCUCUCCUCUUUCUCCCUCUCUCCUCUUUCUCCCUCUCUCCUCUUUCUCCCUCUCUCCUCUUUCUCCCUCUCUCCUCUUUCUCCCACCUCUUUCCGCUUUCUCCCUCUCUCCUCUUUCUCCCACCUCUUUCCGCUUUCUCCCUCUCUCCUCUUUCUCCCACCUCUUUCCGCUUUCCACCUCUCUCCUCUCCCACCCCCAGCUGAUGAACGCGAACGGCAUAGUGGCGCUGCCAGUGGCGGCACCGCCGGGGAAGUGGCUGGGGGCGGGCGGGGCGAACAUCGUGGACGGGGAGAAGCAGUACAUUGGAGUGGUGAGCAUGGCGGACGUGGCAAUGCAUGUGGUGAGGGAGGCAGCGAGGCCAGCAGCGCUCAAGGCGGGGGUGGUGAGCCUCAUCGGCAACUCGCCUGAGGGGCUCUCGCUCUGGGUCGCCUCCACCUCCACGCCCUUAGUGGACGCCAUGGAGCCGCUAAGCAAGGGCAUUCACCGGCUGCUCGUGCGCUGCCCCAUCGCCCCCCCUGCUGCCCCAUCUCCUGCCUAUGCUGCUCCGACUGCCAUGACCUUUGGCCACGCCACCCCUGAGGCACCUGAGACUCAGGGAUCGCCAGCAGCAGAAGGUGGAGCAGAAGCAGCAGACGCAACAGGAGGAGAAGCAGCGGCGGCAGAAGGAGAAGCAGGAACAACAGAGGAAGCAUCAGAUGCGGCUAGGCCGGCCACAGGAGCAGAAUCAGAAGCAGCAGCACCACCCCCGGCUCUCAAGCACUCCUACCACUUUGUCUCCCAGACUGACGUGGCAGCCUUCCUGCUGCUCCACGUGGACGCGCUGGGUGACGUGGCACAGCGCACUGUGGAGCAGCUAGGCCUCGCGGACCCGCUCUUCCCGCCCCUCGCUAUAGUGUCGGGCAUUACAGUCACUGCCGCGCUCAGGCUCAUGCAGCGCGCUGGUGGCGUGAGAGCGGUGGCUGUGGUGGCGGGGAGUGCGGAGGAGGAGGAGCGGAUGGAGGAGGGCGAGGGGUCUGGUGCUGCAUCUGCUGCUGGUGCUGACGUGGCAGGAGGAAGGGGAGGAGGAGGGGGUGGGGCAGGGAGGGGGAGGGAGCGGGGAGAAGCAGGGUGGGUGAGGGGUGGCCGGCUGCUGGGGACUCUGUCAGUGUCGGAUCUAAGAGGCAUGGACGCGGAGACUUUAGCUCAGCUCACAUCCAUGAAGGUGAGGGCUGAUCCAACCUCCUGUGUGCAGAGCAGGUGUGUGUAUGAGGGGGGUGGGGAGCAAUUGCUGGGGACUCUGUCAGUGUCGGAUCUGAGAGGCAUGGAUGCAGAGACUCUAGCUCAGCUUACUUCCAUGAAGGUGCGGGACUUCCUCGCUCACAUGGCGUCGCUCUCCCCCGAGGGUCGGCGCCCGUCCAUCACGUGCCGCAUGGCGGCGCCCCUGGCGGAGGUCAUGGCUCUCGCAGCCACCAACCGCGUGCACCGCGUGUGGGUCACGGGGGAGGACGACGAGCUGCUGGGGGUGGUGUCACUCACUGACGUUAUCUCGGCUUGCAGACGGGCAGGUGGACACCGGUAG
Molecule: messenger RNA, 1740 nt
Organism: Closterium sp. Naga37s-1
Lineage: Eukaryota; Viridiplantae; Streptophyta; Zygnematophyceae; Desmidiales; Closteriaceae
Source: the annotation of a GenBank genome assembly